UAUGAAUUAAGAAAUAUCAAGAGCUGAAUUAUUAUAAUGGGUCAAUGAUUUAUUAAAAACAACUAUUAAUAAAAUUGAAUAAUUAGGAACUGGGGCCAUUUAUUGUUAACUUAUAGAUGCAGUUCAUCCAGGGAAAAGUAUUUAAUUUUUUUAAUGAUUAGUUCAAUUAAGUAAAGUAAAUUGGAGAGCAAAAUAAGAAUAUGAAUUUGUUAAUAAUUUUAAAAUUCUUUAAUAAGCAUUUACAAAAUUGGGAUUAUAGAAACCAGUUGAAAUUGAAAAAUUGACUAAAUGCAAAUAUUAAGAUAAUCUUGAAUUUCUCUAAUGGAUGAAAAAAUAUAUUGACACUCAUUAUGUACCAAAAGACUAUGAUCCAUUGACAAAAAGAGGAAAUCAAGAUUUUGAGGAUCCUGACAAAUAAAUUAGAAAUUAAUCAAAACCUAAAGUUCUAACAAAAAAUAAUACUAAAGAUGUAUUAUAAUUUUUUAAUUAUAUUGUAGUAAUAGAUUAUUCAAAAUUUAUCUAAGAAUUCCUCUUUUGCAACAAUCUAAAUUUUAAAUAAUGAUUUUUCUAAUAAAGAAAAUAGAUAAGCUUCUAUGACAGAUUUAUUAUUAUAAAUUGAAACGUUGAAAUGUGAAAGAGAUUUUUAUUACUUAAAAUUAAAAGAUUUGGAUGGUUUAAUGGAAUAACACAUAUAAUAAGGAUUGACUGCUGAUUAAAUUUGUAAAGGAAUUAAAGAAAUCUUAUAUAAUACUCAUGAUAAAUCUAUUGUAGUUUAAUAAAAUGGAGAUUUAGAAGUAACUUAUUCUGAGAAUAAUGAAGAUUCAAAAUCUGAAAUCUGCAAAACAGAACAAAAUUAAUAAGAUGAUAUAUCCAUUAAUUGA
Messenger RNA from Paramecium pentaurelia, 881 nucleotides. The record is from the annotation of a GenBank genome assembly. Lineage: Eukaryota; Ciliophora; Oligohymenophorea; Peniculida; Parameciidae.